Molecule: messenger RNA, 1790 nt
Organism: Propithecus coquereli (Coquerel's sifaka)
Lineage: Eukaryota; Metazoa; Chordata; Mammalia; Primates; Indriidae
Gene: KLHDC7B
Product: kelch domain containing 7B
Exons: 2
Coding region: 1-1779 (592 amino acids)
Molecular function (GO): protein binding
Source: RefSeq, a predicted model, not a curated record
AUGGUUCUUAGAAGCCAUCCCUUCCCCAGGCAAGAGAGGCCACAAGGGAGUUCCCCAAAGGCAGUGCCUGGGGGACCUACAGAUCUUGGCACUUUUGCACACUCUGGGAACAGACACUUUUCAGUGGGGAUGGUCACAGGGGCAGGUGCAGGGGGCCUGGUUGAGGCUGGAUGUCAGCCACCACCAAGAAGCUCCGAGACCACUAGGGCUCCCAUGCCAGGGCCUUCCCCAGGCCCAAGAGGAGCGGGAACCCAGGAGAAAAGUCUAGACUCACUGCCCCCAGCUACAAUGCCCAGGCCCCCUUCGCAGCCCCCUGCGCAAACGCAGUCUGGCUGCACACCAUCCCCCGCUGCGAGGGGGCACUCACAGCCUGUUCCCCAGCCACGGAAGCACAGCCUGCGUGAAAUAGCCCAGGGCUCUGAGCAGGAGGUCAGCCCGGCAGUCCCAGGGCCCCACCAGGGGGAGGUACCUGGGGAGGAGGCCAGCGCUGCAGGCAGCUCAAGGAUGCUCACAGAGAAGCAGAAAGAGGCCCGAAAACUCAUGGUUUUUCUGCAGAGGCCUGGGAGUUGGGGGGUGGUGGAGGGGCCGCGGCAGCCCAGCUCACGGGCCCUGGAGCCCACCACGGCAGCGGCUCUGCGGCGGCGGCUGGACCUGGGCAGCUGCCUGGAUGUGCUGGCCUUCGCCCAGCAGCACGGGGAGCCUGGCCUGGCCCAGGAGACCUAUGCCUUAAUGAGCAACAACCUGCUGCGUGUGCUGGGAGACCCACAGCUCUACCGGCAGCUGAGUGGGGCUGACCGGGAGCGAAUCCUGAGCCUGCGGACCGGCCGGGGCCAGGCGGUGCUGGGGGUCCUCGUGCUGCCCAGCCUCUACCAGCUGAGCCGCUCAGGGCUCACGAGGGGCUCUCACGGCGAGGAGGCUCCUGCGGCAGGGCCUGCACCCCUGCCUCCGCGCAUGCCCCUGCACGUGUUCAACCCCCAGGAGAACACAUGGCGGCCCCUGACCCAGGUGCCCGAGGAGGCCCCGCUCCGGGGCUGUGGUCUCUGCACCAUGCACAACUACCUGUUCCUGGCGGGGGGCAUCCGUGGCUCUGGCGCCAAGGCUGUCUGCUCCAACGAGGUCUUCUGCUACAACCCUCUGACCAACAUCUGGAGCCAGGUUCGGCCCAUGCAGCAGGCCCGAGCCCAGCUCAAGCUGGUGGCCCUGGACGGGCUGCUGUAUGCCAUUGGGGGCGAGUGCCUGUACAGCAUGGAGCGCUACGACCCUCGCACAGACUCCUGGACCUUGCGCGCGCCCCUCCCUGCAGGCACCUUCCCUGUGGCCCACGAAGCUGUGGCCUGUCGUGGGGACAUCUAUGUGACGGGGGGUCACCUCUUCUACCGCCUGCUCAGGUACAGCCCCGUGAAGGACGCGUGGGACGAGUGCCCCUACAGUGCCAGCCACCGGCGCUCCAGCGACAUUGUGGCGCUGGGAGGCUUCCUGUACCGCUUUGACCUGCUGCGUGGCGUGGGUGCGGCAGUGAUGCGCUACAACACGGUGACGGGCUCCUGGAGCCGGGCUGCCUCCCUGCCCCUGCCGGCGCCCGCCCCGCUCCGCUGCACUGUGCUGGGAAACACCAUCUACUGCCUCAACCCCCAGGUCACCGCCACCUUCACGGUCUCCGAGGGGACUGCUCAGUUCCAGGCCAAGGAGCUGCAGCCCUUUCCUCUGGGAAGCAAGGGGGUGCUCUGUCCAUUCAUCCUGACUCUGCCCCGCGAGGGCCGGCUGCAGACCUCACUGUGAGGGGCUGGCGG